This is a messenger RNA of Nelumbo nucifera (sacred lotus), 2913 nucleotides long. RefSeq lists its product as uncharacterized. NCBI's taxonomy places the organism in Eukaryota, Viridiplantae, Streptophyta, Magnoliopsida, Proteales, Nelumbonaceae. The record is from RefSeq and is a predicted model, not a curated record. Gene Ontology annotation, biological process: protein transport.
CUCACUAGACUCUCCAUUCCCUCGUUUUUAAUGAGAAGUUUUAACCGCAAAUACAGGUGUCCAAUCCCAUGUAGUGGAGCAGUUUUUGGAAGAGAACCGUCCUUCUCUCUCCCUCCCCAACCCCAAGUUUCUUUCUUCUUUUCAAAACCCACCACCACCACUCUUCCUCAACGUAAAACUACUGUGUUCAGUGGUGGUUUAGUUGCUCUCUGCUCUUCUUUCUUUCAGUCUCAAAUAGAAGGUUCAGUAAAUACAAGAGAUGUAAGUCCUCAGAAAUCAAGAUUAUGUGCUAAACAGCUAGCACAUAUUAGAAAGAGUUCACAAGGUGCGUGACCAUUUUCGACAUGUUUGACAUUCUGUUUGGAUGGAAAAAAGCUUCUAAAUGCAAGAAACUGAUCAGGAAUGUCCAGUGUCGUCUGAAGCUCCUGAAGAACAAGAGAGGCUCUAUUAUAAGGCAAUUACGUGAGGAUAUUGCUCAACUCCUCAAGAAUGGCCAACACCAGAGUGCCUUCACCAGGGUGGAGCAACUCUACAAGGACCAAAACAUACUGGCUGUCUAUGAUCUCUUGGACCAUUUUUGUGAAUUUAUCAUCAUCCACAUGCCCUAUAUACGCAAGCACAGGGACUGCCCUAAUGACAUUAAUGAAGCAGUGUCAAGUCUGGUAUUUUCUGCCCCAAGGUGUGGGGAUCUCCCUGAGCUGCAAAUGCUUCGAAGAUUGUUUGGAGAGCAUUAUGGGCAGAAGUUUGCAACGACUGCAGUUGAAUUAUUACCUGGAAAUCUUGUAAACCAUCAGAUAAGUGAGAAGUUCUGCAUGAAGUCAAUUCCAGAUGAUGUGAAAUACAAACUGAUAGACGAAAUAGCUAGAGAUUACUGCCUUCAACUCAAUCCUGAGGGAAUUGUCAACAUGUUUGACUUGCCAAACCAACAGGUAUAUGAUCAUUCCAUGGGAAAUAGUUGUAAUCAGCGGGAAGGUCAUAGUUUUGACAGGGACAUACAGUUUAAUUGCAACAGCCUCAAAGAAGCCCAGAUGCAAGCUUCAAACGAUAAAAAGAUUCAAGUAAAUUCAACAUCAGUUGUUGAUAUCGCUAUGAAAGAACCUGCUUUGGAUAUAAUUGAGGCCCAUAACUCCACUGCUGUCCAUAAAACUGCAGCCAAAGUAGAGAAUCACAGGAAAUUGGAUCCAUUACCUGGACCUGAAAUGACCCCAAAUAGGUUUUCUUCCCAGACCAGCUCAGGCAGGCUUUCUAUGGCCUAUAAGCAACAUAAGGUUGAUACAUUUACAACGAGGAAUGCAUCAGAAAACUCAUAUCAGACCCGUGAGAGAAGUAUUUUUUGUCUUGAUGAUGUAGAGGAAUUCCAACCCACCACCCAAGAUGGAAAAUGCAAGGACCAGAGACUAUUUAUCUUUAAGUCAAUCAGCCCUCCUGAUCCUGGGCAAGAAAACUGUGGAGCUAGUGAUGGUUUCACUGAAGAACACAAAGGGAUUUGCGAAUCAGGGGAUGACAGGGCAAGCUCCAGAAACUCUAGCAAGAGGAGGAAUUCAACCAGAAAAAAGUUGAAAAGGAGAUCUGCUAACCACGAGACUGAAAUGUAUGAUUUAUCAAUACCUGUCACCUUGAGCAUGAAAGACAUUGAAUGCGAAGUAUACUAUGGUGAUGAUUAUGACCUUCUACCAAAUGGAGACCUUUGUAGACCUCGCCACAUGAGGAAGCAUCAGCACAAAAUGCCAACUGAGAAACGUCGGAAUUCCACUUCUAAAAUACAGGAGAAAUUUUUGUCACAUCAACCAAAUAAUGCACACGGGAAACCAUAUGAACUGUUCUUUGAGGGAGGGAAAUAUUUAUCUCAGAGAUAUAUUUGUGACCAGAGGAGGUCAUACAGUGGCUGUUGUGUCAAUGACGAUAUGGUUAUUCCUUGCAGCUUGGAACACCCAUGUUACUUUCUCACUAGUGAUGAUAAAGAUGAGUGGGAAAGUCCAAGUUGGAAGCAAAAGAGAGGGAUCAAAAGAUUGGAAGGGUUUCCAAUUGGUAACUUUCGACAAAAAGAAUGGCAAGAAGAUAGCUACCAUCAUUUCUGUUUGCCUUUUCCAGAUGAAGAAGCAGUAGACAGCAAUGCCACCAUGAACCACAAUACUUUUAGGCAGGCAACAGUCAAUAAAACCAAAAGCAACAUCAAGGAAGUCCAUGAAAUGGACUGUGCUUCUGAAAGAGAUCACCAAAAUAGACAUUUUAUGCAUGAUUUUGCAGCCUCCAGAAACCACAGUCCAAGUGGAAAGACAGAGGGAACAAAAGUAGUAUCAGAUUAUCAGGGCAGCCUUACUACUUCUCAGGACUGUAGUCCAACAAACCUGUGGAGAAAAACAGUGAGACAGCCACCUUAUUUUAGGACCAUGACAAUGCCACCCGAACGGCCUAAACCCAUGUCAACUGAUUACAUUCUGAGGUCUUCUUCCUGUCAGUUUCAGCUAGCAAAUCCUUCAAGCAGCAGCUCUUCUUCCUCUUCCUCAAGCCAUGUGCACCCGAAGCUCCCAGACUAUGAUGACUUGGCAGCCAAGUUCACGGCUCUCAAGAAAGAAUAUAUGCAAACUAAACAAGCCAAAUUAGCGACAGCUUGAGAAGAGCACCGAACCUUCUGCAUUACAGUCACUGACAGUUGCUCGGCCUGUAGAUAGAAUUAAUAUUAUCAUACUUGGUCGGUGUCACUGUUAUGCCAAGGUGAUAGUAACUAGUACCUGAAUUUCUUUAGUUUCAUUUUUCACGCUUUUUUAGGUGAAAAGUUUUCCAUUUAAUUUAGCCGUUGUAUAGAAUUUAUAGUUUCUCUCAACUAGUAGAACAUUUUGUUCAUUAUGGCGCUGUGGACUUGUGUACAAUUGACAAUGGUUAUCUGCAUUUUCUGCACCAGUUUUGCUCUGU